This is a messenger RNA of Microsporum canis CBS 113480, 2214 nucleotides long. Its product is annotated as pseudouridine synthase. The transcript is spliced from 3 exons. The coding region runs from base 1 to 2214 and encodes 737 amino acids. Gene Ontology annotation, molecular function: pseudouridine synthase activity; RNA binding. Gene Ontology annotation, biological process: pseudouridine synthesis. Gene Ontology annotation, cellular component: nucleus. The record is from RefSeq and is a predicted model, not a curated record. Lineage: Eukaryota; Fungi; Ascomycota; Eurotiomycetes; Onygenales; Arthrodermataceae.
AUGGCAGGAGAAGACGAGUCACGGCGAAAGCGUGUGAAGGUGUCCAAUGGUCAGCUUGCCUCCGAGUCUCUCACGGCACCGAGUCGAGAGCACCUGGUCGAUGCGGCUGCCGACUCAGAACCCCCAGCUCCAGACGCGCAAGCUAUAAAAGAAGCCGAAGUUGGCAUUACGCACUUUGUCAGCCCGGACGUGCCCGGAUUUUCUGGGGUGGUGAAGAAAAGAGCGGCCACCACCAGCGUUGAACCUGCGCCAGCAACUACUCCGGCCUUGAACCAGACAGUCGAGAAUUACAAGGACGAAAGCCAUGGGGCUGAUGAUGGCAAGCCCGGGCAAACAGGUGCCGCAGUGGUAGCAGAGCUGGCACCAAAAGACCGUGAGUUGUUGGAUGAAUUCUUCGGACCCGAGACCACCCCAAAACUCCUCAACCUGUACUCGCGCUCGCUUGACAAAAUUUCUUCGCGUCCGGGCGAACUUGGCAAGGUUAAGUCAGGGGUGAUCACAGACAAAGACCAGAGGACCAGUCUUCACCAGGCUAUUCGCCGCAUAUUCAACUCGACCCUAGACUCUUCCACCGACAAUGACGGGGCAAUCGUGGUGUCCGCUGCGUCAGUGCAGCAACGAGGAGGCAAAGGGAAACGCAACAGACAAGCUGGCCGAGAUCAAGGCCGCGUUGAUGCUGCUCGAUUGCCCCGUGGUAAACUGGGAUGGAGCGAACUCGGCGGAGACUACUUACACUUCACCUUAUACAAAGAGAACAAGGAUACGAUGGAAGUUAUUUCGUUCCUCUCUCGUCAGUUGAAAGUAGCGCCAAAAGCCUUUCAGUUCGCAGGGACGAAAGAUCGUCGUGGGGCAACGGCUCAACGAGUUAGUGUCUUCCGUAUCUAUCCCGAUCGAAUGGCGAAUCUCAAUGGAUCCCUUCGAAUGGCGGCUAUUGGGGACUAUGCAUAUCAGAAGCAGGGCCUGGAACUGGGACAACUGAACGGGAACGAGUUCGUAGUCACAUUAAGAGAUUGCCAGUUCGCUGAGGGGGUUGUUGGAGAAGGGGGCCCUUCAAGCCCAGAAACUCUCGCAAAUGUCACGGAGCUUGUCAGAAAGUCGCUCCGUAGCCUCAGAGAACGAGGCUACUUCAACUACUAUGGGCUCCAGCGCUUUGGCACCUUCGCCACAAGAACGGAUACUACAGGUCUCAGGAUGCUCCGGGGACAAUUCAAAGAAGCCUGUGAAUCGAUCCUUCAUUACAGCGAGGCUGCAUUAGCCGCAGCAGCACAAGACGUUUCAUCUGAGGAACGGACCCAAAGGCCAUUGAUAAGCACCGAUGAUAUCCUGCGAGCCAAGGCAAUUCACAUCUUCCAAACAACUGGAAAUGGCCGCGAUGCAUUAGAUAUUUUGCCUAGAAAGUUCACGGCAGAAAGCAAUAUCAUAAGGCUCCUCUGCCAACGAAAGAAUGAUUAUUUCGGUGCUCUCCAGUCUAUUCCCCGCAACCUGCGGCUGAUGUAUGUUCACGCCUACCAGUCCCUGGUAUGGAACUUUGCUGCUGGUGAAAGAUGGCGACUAUACGGGGACAAGGUCGUUGAAGGUGAUUUGGUGUUGGUAAAUGAUUUCAAAGACGAAACCAAAGCUGCGGCACAGGCCGAAGUCGAUGCAGACGGCGAGGAGAUUGUCUUACCUGACGCAGAUGACAGCGCUGCUGUUGAUGAUAUGUUUGAGCGAGCUAGAGCCCUGUCCGCAGAAGAGGCAGCCAGUGGGAAGUAUUCCAUCUUUGACAUCGUUCUACCCCUUCCCGGGUUUGACAUCCUCUAUCCCGCCAACGAAAUGACCAACUUCUACAAAGAGUUCAUGGGAAGUGAUAAGGGCGGAAACCUGGAUCCAUUUGACAUGCGGCGCUCCUGGAGGGACAUCAGCCUCAGCGGUAGCUACCGUAAGAUACUCAGCCGGCCUGGGGCUGAUUACUCUUUCGAGGUGAGACCGUACCGUGUUGAGGACGAGCAGUUUGUGAAGACAGACCUUGAAAGGCUCAAGGAGAGUAAGACAGGGGAACAUAAGGAUGAUAACUAUGCGCCUACAUCAGAGGCGUCACAGCCGUUAGAUUCACCGGAGAGGCUAGCUGUUAUCCUCAAGUUCCAGUUAGGGGCCAGCCAGUAUGCUACCAUGGCACUAAGGGAGCUAAUGAAGACAGGAGGAGCCAAGGAGUACAAGCCUGACUUUUCUCGAUAG